Molecule: messenger RNA, 1194 nt
Organism: Rhopilema esculentum
Lineage: Eukaryota; Metazoa; Cnidaria; Scyphozoa; Rhizostomeae; Rhizostomatidae
Source: RefSeq, a predicted model, not a curated record
AUGGCAAUGGCCUUGCAUAAUAAUACAACACUGCAAAGAAAUCUGACAAAGACAGAAUUUCUAGAGGUAUUCCCAGAUACAGUUGAAGUCUUCAUUCGUCUUGCUUACUGCAUUUGUACUCUGAUAGGUAUUGUCGGUAAUGGCCUAGUUUUUUCACUUAUAUCAACAAAAAAGGUGGAUCGUACUCCAUUUAAUUUGCUGUUAGCAAACCUGGCAGCAGCAGACUUUCUAGCAGACAUCAGCCUUUACCCAUACGUCUUCAUCGACAUACGUGGAGUGAAUGCUAGUCCCUUAACAGGUCAAAUUCUAUGCAAUUUUACAGUAGGACUGUCACCGUUUUUUGUAUGUACCUUUGUUUCGCUGUUCACGCUAACCACAAUAUCUAUAAACCGUUAUAUCUGUAUAAAUCAUCCAUUUCGCUUUGAGUGGCAGCAAAGCAAGAGAACUGUAAAGAUUACUUCUAUAUUUGCAUGGCUGCUGGGUAUCGUCUCGGUCUCACCGAACAUCUUUUCUUUCACUUACAAGAAGGAAUGGGGUGUUUGCCAAAGAGAAUGGCCAGAAGCAAUCAAUGGUAUGCUCUAUUCCCUGUUUACAUCGUUUUUGGCACUCGUAGUUCCCUUAGCUGUGCUUUUAUACACAUUUAUAGCAACAAUAAAGAGCCUUAAAACAAGAGUUUCAGAUGUUUCUAUUUGUCGGCAAACAGAUUACUCGCGUAAAAAGACAAUCCGUUUACUGGCAUGGUUAUUGGUGGUGUUUUGUAUAUGCUGGACACCAUUUUUCAUUUACUGGCUACUAUCGCGCUCAACAAACGUGUUCAAUGAUAACUACGAAGGCGAUUAUCAGCGUAUGCGUGUUAUACGUGUCACUAUCUUAGUUGCCAGUUUUAAUACGGCAGCUGAUCCACUCUUGUACGCAUUAUUCAGUGAGCAAUAUCGUAGUGCUUUGAAGAAAAUGUUCAAAAGAAGUGGUGAUAAUUCGCGUCAAAGUGAGACGUUAACUUCCACGUUUUCUGCAGUUCCAAGAAAGAUGCGCACUAUUACAGUCUCUGAGCGUUCCAGUUUUUCCAUGAAAGCCUUGGACGAGGAAUUCAGAGGACAAUUAACACCGAAAUCUUCUAUGGUCAUGGCACAUAUAAGAGCAUCAUCAUCUUUGUCUCAACGGCUUGAGGUCGAAGGAACAUUAGAGACUACCUGA